UCCAUGCCGCUUUGAUUUUUGUUGACAAUUGAAAAAAGUAAAUAAAGUUGUGAAACCAUGAAAAUAGCUGUGGAAGGAUGUGCCCACGGCGAACUGGAGCGGAUCUACGACACCAUUGAGGUGAUUGAAAAGGAGAGCGGCACCAAAAUAGAUCUGCUGCUAUGCUGCGGCGAUUUCCAAUCCACCCGGAAUAUCGAGGACUUGCAGACGAUGGCGGUGCCCAAGAAGUACUUAGAUAUUUGCACUUUUUACAAAUACUACAGCGGUGAACGAGUAGCGCCAGUUCUCACAAUUUUUAUUGGCGGCAACCACGAGGCUUCUAACUAUUUACAAGAACUUCCGUAUGGAGGAUGGGUUGCACCCAAUAUUUACUACCUCGGUUAUGCCGGGGUAGUCAAUGUCAAUGGCGUUCGCAUUGCAGGUGUCAGCGGCAUCUAUAAGGGUCAUGACUUUCUCAGAGGACAUCAUGAAUAUCCCCCUUAUACAGAAGCAACAUGUAGAAGUGUCUACCAUGUGCGCCAGCUGGAGGUAUUCCGACUCAAACAGCUAUCGGGAAAAAUAGACAUCAUUAUGUCCCAUGAUUGGCCGACGGGAAUCUACGAAUAUGGAAACAAAGCUGAGUUACUACGGAGGAAACCUUUCUUUGCUGACGAUAUGGAAAGCGGAAAGCUGGGUAGUCGGCCCCUGGAGGAACUUCUGAAGGCGUUGCAGCCAGCAUAUUGGUUCGCUGCCCACCUUCACUGUAAGUUCGCUGCUUUGGUUCCGCACAAUUCAAGCCAAAAGCGACCAGUCGAUGACAACCAAUCGAGUAGCAGUAGUAGCGAGGAUGAAGACGACGAGAAUGAAGUUAAAAGUAAACCUCCUCCCACAUCAACUCCUCCUGUUUCUGUCACUAAGUUUCUGGCUCUGGACAAAUGCCUCCCUAGAAGAGGAUUCCUCCAAAUAGUAGACAUUCCUAGUGAUCCGAUAGAGGGGAAGCCUCACCUGGAAUACGACGCCGAGUGGUUGGCCAUCUUGCACAGCACUAACCACUUGAUUUCUGUCAAAGAAAACUAUUACUAUUUGCCCGGAAAAAAGGCAGGUGAAGUCACAGAGCGCUAUAAUUUCACACCCACAGAGGACGAAUUGGAAGCAGUGACUGCAAAGUUUCAGACUCUCAAGGUUCCAGAAAAUUUUGAAUGCACAGUGCCAGCUUAUGAUCCCGAAAGUCAGUCCAACUAUAAGCACAUGACAUUGGGCCAACCUCAGCCGCAACUUAAUCCCCAGAGCAAUUCAUUUUGUGCUGCUCUCGGGAUAGAUGAUCCACUCUGCUUGGCUUUGUUGGCCAAUGGAAAGGACUUACCAGUGGCGAGGUCUUUGGAAGAACCAAAGGCCUCGGAAACAGCGUCGGAGAGUGGUGAAGACGAAGAGGCUGAGACGGAGAAAACCAGUGAACUUUUGGUAACUCCAACGAAAAGAAAACUCAACUUGGCCUUGCCAGCACCUGUCCAGGUGUCAGAGGAAGUGGACAUACCAGAGGAAAUGGAGGAAGAGACAAAAGAGCCAGAAGAUGCCCCCAAGACAGAAGAGCCCCUCAAGACAGAAGAGAAGGUCCCUAGUCCCAAUGUAAAGAAACUUAAACGACGCAACCAGAACAUAUAUAACGCUGAAGAAGAUUAACGAACAACAAAUUCCGUGAUAGCGGAACAAAUUAAAAAAAAGAGGCAAUUUUAUUUAAAUAACACAGCUGGGCGAAUAAAUAGGAGGGUAAG
Messenger RNA from Drosophila bipectinata, 1751 nucleotides. RefSeq names its product lariat debranching enzyme (gene ldbr). NCBI's taxonomy places the organism in Eukaryota, Metazoa, Arthropoda, Insecta, Diptera, Drosophilidae. The record is from RefSeq and is a predicted model, not a curated record. Gene Ontology annotation, biological process: mRNA splicing, via spliceosome. Gene Ontology annotation, cellular component: nucleus. Gene Ontology annotation, molecular function: RNA lariat debranching enzyme activity.